Colletotrichum higginsianum IMI 349063 is the source of this 1533-nucleotide messenger RNA. RefSeq names its product Sugar transporter. Gene Ontology annotation, molecular function: carbohydrate:proton symporter activity. The transcript has 7 exons. The coding region runs from base 1 to 1533 and encodes 510 amino acids. Gene Ontology annotation, biological process: transmembrane transport; carbohydrate transport. Gene Ontology annotation, cellular component: membrane. NCBI's taxonomy places the organism in Eukaryota, Fungi, Ascomycota, Sordariomycetes, Glomerellales, Glomerellaceae. The record is from RefSeq and is a predicted model, not a curated record.
AUGGCCCGCCUCCGUUCGGUGACGCAGCACUUCAACAAGCGGCUGCUCGCCUCCGUCUUCCUCAUCGCCGUCUCGCAGUUCAACUAUGGCUUCGACAACCAGGCCCUGGCGUCGACGCAGGCCAUGGACGCCUUUGAGCGGCAGUUCGGCGACUACGACGCGGCGGCGGGGCAGUGGAAGAUCCCGACGUACUUCCUCUCGCUGCUGAACAGCCUCAACUACAUCGGCUUUGCCGCCGGUCUCGUCGUCGGCAGCUUGACCAGCGCGCGCUUCGGCCGCCGCACGACAAUGUUCGUCAUGAGCGUCUACGCCCUGAUCAGCGCGACAAUCGUCGUGACGUCGACGACCAAGGAACAGAUCCUGAUGGGCCGGAUCCUCAACUACGUGUAUGUCGGCUUCGAGCUGUCCGUGGUCCCCGUGUACCAGUCCGAGAUCGUCCCGGCCCCUGUCCGCGGAAUGGUUGUUGGAACCUACCAACUCGCCAUCGGCCUCGGCGGUCUCGUCAUCAACUCCAUUUGCCGCGCAACCUCGAGCUUCCAGGACAGCCGGGCCUACAGAAUCCCCUUUGGCCUCUUCUACGUCAUCCCCACAAUCGUGAUUUGUCUUAUUUGGUUCAUCCCCGAGUCCCCCCGCUGGCUCCUCCUCCGAGACCGCGUCGAAGAGGCCCGAAAGGCGCACUACCUCCUCCGCGAGGGCACGAUGCCCGACGCAGACAUCGACCACGAGUUCGCCAAGAUCCAGCAGUCCCUGCUCGAGGAGCCCGAGCAGGGGCGCACCAAGGAGCUCUUCCAGGGCGUGAACCUCCAGCGCACCGCCAUCGCGGCCGGCAUGUCCUUCUUCCAGCAGGCCACGGGCCAGGCCUUCGCGAGCCAGUACGGCACCGUGUGGGUCAAGUCCCUCGGCACGCUGAACCCCUUCGACGUGACGCUUGGGUCGUCGGCCCUGUCGAGCGGGAUGAUAAUUCUGUGUUUGUUUCUGGCGGACCGGGUCGGGCGACGGAAGAUUCUCUUGUUGGGAUCUGCAGUCCAAGCAGUCGCCCUCUACACGAUGGCCGGGCUCGGCGUGCCGAAUCCGGUCCCCCGUGCGAACAAGUCCGGCAUGGUCGGCAUGCUCCUCCUGUUCGGAGCAGGAUUUGGCUUGGGGUGGGGGCCCAUGACAUACGUGGUGGUUACUGAGGUGCCGGCCCUCCGGCUGCGCGACCGUUCCCAGCGGGUCUCGUCCCUCGUCAACAUCUUCAUGAACUUCCUCGUCAACUUCACCCUGCCUUACCUCCUCAACGCGCCGUACGCGGCACUCCAGAGCAAGGUCGGCUUCAUUUUCGGGAGCAUCGCCGUGUGCUCGGCCCUGUUCGUCUUCUUCUGCGUGCCGGAGUGCAAGGGGAGGAGCCUGGAGGAGGUCGACCGCAUGUUCCACGAGGGCGUGCCUGUGAGGCACUUUGGGGACCAUCCCACAGAGGAGACUCGGGUCAACGUCGAUAAAGUGACGGAUGAGGAGGACGGCACCGAGCAGCAUCUGGCAAAGGAAGUCAAGUGA